This is a messenger RNA of Cylicostephanus goldi, 249 nucleotides long. NCBI's taxonomy places the organism in Eukaryota, Metazoa, Nematoda, Chromadorea, Rhabditida, Strongylidae. The record is from the annotation of a GenBank genome assembly.
AUGAAUAUUCUACCUCAAAAGAAGUGGCAUGUUCGCACAAAAGAGAACAUUGCUCGAGUUAGAAGAGAUGAGGCAAAAGCUGCCCAAGAAGAGCAAGAUCGCUUAGACAGGGCCAUUAAAGCGGAGAAUGAGCGACGCCUAGAAGCUUUGCGAGCACAGGCUGCUAAGAGAGAUGCAAAUCUUGAACCCUUUGCACUGCGUGGGACAGCAGAGGCAACAACAAUAGCCAGCUCUUCUGGGCAUGUUAAU